Molecule: messenger RNA, 252 nt
Organism: Dibothriocephalus latus
Lineage: Eukaryota; Metazoa; Platyhelminthes; Cestoda; Diphyllobothriidea; Diphyllobothriidae
Source: the annotation of a GenBank genome assembly
GCUGGAGGCCGUAGGGAGGCCAAAAUGACCUGGGACCCUCGACGAAAUCCCAACUUGACUCUGGACCAUCCAACGUCUGGCUCUGGGGGCAAUUACCGCGCACAAUAUGGCAUGCGAUUCGACCGCAUGUACGCCGGCGGCAGUGGUCUUUCGCCUCUGGACUUCGAACUACGUGGUCUCGAACGAGUGCCCGGUCGGACUCACUUCCCCUCCGAUCAUUGGGCCAUCCUGGGACACUUUGACCUCGUCUAG